GUUGAGGAUAUCAAACGCCAAUUGAAAGGCAUUCUACAUACGGGGACGUGCCCUGUAGCCUUCCAUCAUGUCCUUCCCCGUCGCGCUACAGUCGGCCAUCUUCUACCUGCUUGCCUGCACACCAUGCGCUGAGGUACGGCAUCGUCACAAGGCCAAGGGCCAGGCCAAGAAAGAGAGGGUAGAAAAGGCGAAACUGGAGACGCAGCAACCUGGCUUAUAUCGACAUCCCUCACCGUUCAACACCAAUCCCUACUGGCAAGAAGAGAUUCGCAUGGGACCUAGCUUGCCGAAGAAAUCGGCCAGCAAGAACUCAAGCCAACGGGGGCUGAUGAGCGCGGGAGGAGAGACGACGGGAGGAGAGAUCAGUGCACUUAGCCUAUCAGGGCGGACAAACACUGGCGAUAGCCACACCAAUUUCGGAGACAGCACGUUGGUGGUAUCACAGGAUGGCAUUCUAUCAGAUGACUGGAAUUCGCGGCACGGAUACCAGCGCGAGGACGAGGAGCUAUGGGGAGCAGAUUGGACUGGCCACAAAUUAAAAGACGCCUUUUCCAAAGCGAGGGAUUCGGCUGGAAAGCUAAUUGAAUCAACACUGGGCAUGGAUAAAGAAGUAACAGAGGAGGAACGCCGUCAAUUUUAUGCGGCCCCACGAAACCCACCGGUCAACGACCUUCACCCACCCGUCGUCAGCAGCAAACUGCCUCACAAGGAGGCUCACAAAUGGAUGCUGCAGCCACCUCCGUCUGCCAAGGUUAUGGAAGGCAAGGUGCCUGUCAGCAGAGCCAUGAGCGCUAGUAGCAGAACAAGCGCGAGGACAGCUGCAAGUGGGAGGACAGCUGCUAGCGGAGAGGAAAGACUGGCUCGCCAACUGCAGGAAAAGCUGGUCAGAGAGAAGAUUAUGAAGGAAUUACCGACGGAAUCUGAGCUGAUCGACUCACUCUUCGUUUCCCGAACUCGCAGCACCCGAUCUGAUUUGACACGGACACGUAGCCUGUCAUUUGACGGCGGCUCUGACGAGGCAUUGGAUAACCGAAGACGGAACAACCGCUUGAGAGCAUUGGCUGUUCCUCCCGGAUACGAAGAGUCAGAGGAUGAGUACGAAGAUAUAUUCACACCUCGCAUCACCAAGAGCACCAGCAACUCUAGUCAGCCUGGACACGCUGCGCAACGACCGAAGCUGGAAACUAUCACCAGCAGUGAAGGCAGCAACCGAUCACGGUCAAAGAGGUCAAGACGGCACAGAUCUACCAGGAAGAAGAACCUGCCUGGAACGGGAUCACCUGUUGGAGAUGACUCUGACUAAAGACGCCAUAUGACAGCGUUCCUUUCUUAAAACACCAACAUGCGACUGUACUGCACAAACGGCGCAAUGAUCUGCUUUGCUUUUGCUUAGUUCCUUUGCUUUGUCUAUCUUUUUGAGUUUUUUUUUAUUGGUCUUUUCUUUUUUCCACAUACAUAUUCUUUUUGCUUCAGUUUCAAGCAUAGCACAAAUGCGGGCGCUGGGAGAGGGAGAGAAAGAGAGGCAUCCUUUUUGGGUAGUGUUUUUUGUGCUUUUGGUUUUUGGGUCUGCCCGUUUUUUCUCUCUGGUGCACGUUUAAAAGGCAUGGCGUAUUUAGGCUGUGGGCUUUUGGUUGUUGGCUUGUUUUUUUGGUGUAUUUGUAGUAGCAAAGAACAAAAGAGGCGAGUUUCAAAGCCUACUGGAGGUGCAGUGCUAGCUUUUGCACAACAAGAUUGGAUUCUUUUCCACGCAU
This is a messenger RNA of Trichoderma atroviride IMI 206040, 1751 nucleotides long. RefSeq lists its product as uncharacterized. Lineage: Eukaryota; Fungi; Ascomycota; Sordariomycetes; Hypocreales; Hypocreaceae. The record is from RefSeq and is a predicted model, not a curated record.